Molecule: messenger RNA, 474 nt
Organism: Protopolystoma xenopodis
Lineage: Eukaryota; Metazoa; Platyhelminthes; Monogenea; Polystomatidea; Polystomatidae
Source: the annotation of a GenBank genome assembly
AUGCAGACGAGUGAUUGUUUCAUUCAUUUCGUUUCACAUCUUUUCAUUCACUCACUUAUCUCCACUCUGUCCCUAUCACCAAAUUUCAUUGCAGAUUUGCUUACAAAGCGAAAGAUAACCUAUGAGGACGUCUUGUCCGCCAGUAAGGCUGGAGGUGGCUUCUUCCGUUUUAUCCUCUCAGUGGUCGGCUUCUGUGAUGUGGCCAAAGAGGUUAGACCAAAGCGAGAGCGUGUGCGUACACUGGAACGUGAAUACUUACGAGCCAAACGUGAGUUACAAAGGCUCACAGACGAGUUGACCCAACUUGAGGAGAUGUUGCGCACAUUAAAGCGCCAGUUCGCUGCAGCGCAGAUGGAGAUGGAACGGCUGGCUGCAGAGAUGACUGUUAUGCAGCGCCAAUUGCUGGCAGCUCAGAAACUAACGGCAGGCCUGUCAUCGGAGAAGGAAAGGCAAGAGAAAUGUCUUCACUACUGA